AUGUGCCAAUUAAAUGAUAAUAAUGAUAAUGAUAAUAAAGGAGAAAAAGUCGAAUGUUAUAUGAAUGUUACUAGUUAUGAAAAAAAUUCAAAACUUAUUUGUUACAAUGGUUUUAUAUAUAAUAAUGAUAACAGACGUGCUAAUAUUGUUUUUGCAUGUACUUGGUCUAGCCGUGUUAUCAAUCCGAAAGAAAUAGUUAAUAAUUAUCCAUUUGCACACGAAUUAAUAUUAAAUGAUGGUGAUGUGAGGGAUAUCGUUACGGAUUUUCCACCAUCUAAAAAUUUACGGUAUUUGUCACUCAUUAAAUUAAACAUAAAAAAAUUAAAUACAAAAAUUUUUUAUCAUUUGGAAAAUUUAUUAUUACUCGAUUUGAGUGAUAACAAAUUGAAAAGUUUUUCCGGUGAUUUGAUAAAUAAUAAUUUUCAUUUGAAGAAAAUUAAUUUAAAAGGUAAUCCUUGGGAUUGUUCGUAUUAUUUUAAUUGGAUAUUAAACAAAACGAUAAAUUCGAAAAUUGUUAAUAAAAAUUUUCUCGAAUGCGGAUAUGGAAUUUACGCGGGAAAACCAGCGUAUUACGUCAUGUUAUUUAUUAAAAAAAUGAAAAAGGAUUGUCCUCGAGACAUUUGUACUUGCAUAAUGAACAACAUUGUUUGGAACACGGAAAAAACUCAUUUGAUUCCAGUGAUAACGGUUAAUUGUUCCGAUAGCGGAAUCGUUGAUUUACCAAGAAAAUUACCCGUCAACACGACGACUCUCUUGUUAAAUAAAAAUAACGUAACCGAUAUACAACCAUUGAUACAUAAUAAAAUCUACGACAACAUAAUUGAUGUUUAUUUAGAUUAUAAUCAUGUUAAAAACAUUGAUUGUUUAGAAGGUUCCACGUGGUUGAAAAAAUUUCGAGUAUUAAGUUUAAAAGGAAAUCAUUUGACUCAGAUACCUGUUUACGCAUUCGAUAACGCAUUCGAAAAAAAUGUCAAUAUGGCUAAAAUAUAUUUGGGAAAUAAUCCGUGGAAAUGCGAUUGUUCUUUUACACCGGAUUUUCAAAAUUUAUUAAUUAAAUAUAGAAAUUUGGUUAAAGAUGGAGAUGAUGUGACUUGUUCGACAAGGGAAAACGAUGAAAAUUCUAAUUUAAAAAUUACGUCACUAUCGACGAAUUCGUUAUGUCGAAAAUUCGAUCAUUCUAUUAAUCCUUUGGAUGUUUUAAGUAUAGUUUUUGCAUGUUUGACUUUUUUAAUUAUGUCUAAAUUAUUAUUCGAUUGGUGGAUAUUUAAAAAAACUGGAAAACUUCCUUGGAUAGCGACGAAAAUGCCUUGGUAA
This is a messenger RNA of Pediculus humanus corporis (human body louse), 1314 nucleotides long. Its product is annotated as protein singed wings 2 precursor, putative. Gene Ontology annotation, cellular component: extracellular matrix. Lineage: Eukaryota; Metazoa; Arthropoda; Insecta; Psocodea; Pediculidae. The transcript is spliced from 5 exons. The record is from RefSeq and is a predicted model, not a curated record. The coding region runs from base 1 to 1314 and encodes 437 amino acids.